Molecule: messenger RNA, 2714 nt
Organism: Hymenoscyphus albidus
Lineage: Eukaryota; Fungi; Ascomycota; Leotiomycetes; Helotiales; Helotiaceae
Source: the annotation of a GenBank genome assembly
GACAGGACAGGUAUGCAGAAGGGGCCUGAAGCUACUUGAUACCUACGAGUACCUACAAUCGGAUGAGCCAGAAUUAUAGAGCACAUCCAUACUCGUACAUCAGGACACUUUGACCACACAAGCCAACGAGUGGCGCCUACACGCACCUACAGCCAUCACUCAACAUCUCACCCAUUCCAUUCAUUUACAAUGACCAACUACCAAUUUCUCUCUACUUGGUGAAAUCCGUUGUCACAUACAGCCGAAGCUCCGUGGUGGGUUAAGUCAACUCCACGGUGUAACUGCGACUGCGACCGCAUUUUUGACUUCAAGUUUUGUCCGGCAAGCCGCACACCAAACAUCAUGUCUGAUCCGACCACGAGUGCUGCUGCUGCUGCUGCUGCGGAUGGAAAUGCGGCCCCAACGAGAGACGAAGAGCAGCCGGAACCUCUUUCCUUUACGCUGACGAUUGUAUCUCCAUCCGUUGGAGCCAUCCGCCUCGAAUUCCCUCACCUGCCAGCAACGACAACCGUCGAGCAGUUGAAAGCAAAGAUUCGAGAUGCCUUGCCGUCGAAGCCUGCAAAUGAACUGCAGCGGCUCAUCCAUCGUGGCCGAAUGCUUGCGAGGGAGUCGCAAACCAUGUUGGAGAUUUUUGGGCAAGAUGUGGUAAGCCAAAACCAACCCCCGGAUCAUAUAAAUCCGUACGGACGUAUAGUUCAAGACUAACUCAUGUUCCAAUAGCUGUGUCAUCCCGAAUCCCAAAUUCUACACUUGGUUUUGCGCCCAGCGGAAGACAAUCAAACACCUGCUGCCUUUCCGGCUCCAAGGCCCCAAUCGAUACCACCAGCACCAAUACCUUCGGCCACUCCACCGCCAGUUUCAGCACCGCAGCUGCCUCUUGUCAAUGGAGGAGUCUUUGGGUCCAUGACAACUCGUCAGCUACCCCCUCCACAACCACGGCCGCAAUCUACUCCUGCAGUCCCAGGUCAUGGGAUGCAUGCCCAGCAGCCUCUUCCCGGAUUCCAGCAUGUUCAACAGCAUCGUAUUCUUCACGAAGCCGAGCAAUACCACAAUAUGAUUGCUCAGAGGCUCCAACAACUUCAGCGCGAAACACAACGCUUGCAACAGGAGAUGGGUUCAAUUGAGAGUCGGUACAGAGAUCCAGCGAGAAUGGGUCUGGGUAACCAGGGAGUGCAGCCUGGAAUGGCAAUACCCUUCUUCAAUCCUGCUGCUGCCGACAAUCCAGCCUUUCAAGGACCUGUUCUCGGAAUGCGACCACCUCAUGGUAUGCCUCCUUCGGUACAAAACUUCAUCAACCAACAGCAAAGAGGACGCGCAGCAGAAGGGUUAACUGGCGCUCAAAGUGGCAGCCGGACUCCUGGGGGAACAGUCCGAGCAAGCUCGUUGGGAAGAGCCAGUCCAAGUCGUCGUAGACCUGAACAUACAACUACAUAUACUCGGGAAGGUGUCGGGCCUAACGGAGAAAGAUGGCAGAUGACUGUCAACGAAACCACUACGACACUUCCCAUAGGUUCAGCUUCCGUACAUCAUCACCACCAAGCUCCACAAUCAUCUACAAAUCCCGCUCUAGAUAUUCAAGCAGUCUUGAGAAAUGCAGACAGACAACUAGCUUCUCAAAAUGACAUGCUCAGGAGCACGUCGAAUCCAAAUCCUUUGCGCUCUCCAGAAUUGAAUGGCGGUAAUGCGACUAAUUCUUCGCUUACUCCCAGCCCAGGGGUAACCGAUAACGCCACAACCGCCAAUAAUACCCAGAAUUCUGAAUCAAUGGUCUACAUUCUUUCCUCGCCUCAAGGCCCUCGGGCACUGCUUGUCAGCAAUUCUGAAUCUUAUUUUACCCCUCGUCAAUCUUCUAGGCGUCGUAGGCAUGACGCAGCCCAAGCGGCGGUAGGUCAGGGUGAGGCAGCAGCGCCAAUUGGACUCCCAGAAUACCGCAAUAGACCAGCUGUAAGAGCCCGCAGAGGAAACAAUGAAGGCGUUGCUCCAGUACAAGCAGCUCACGCGAAUCCGGGAGCCGGCGCCCUAGCUGCACGAAUCGGACAAAUCCUUUGGUUGAUUGUUCGCCUCGUUAUGGUUGUAUGGUUCUUGACUUCUGGAGAUUCUAGUUGGACUCGUUGGUUUAUGGUGACCGGCAUGGCAUUGGCAAUUUUCAUCAUCAAUACUGGCCUCUUCAAUGGCGCUGGAGAUCAAUUGUGGGGUCCUAUUCGAAGACACCUCGAGGCUUUACUUCCACUUGCUGAUCCGGAUGCUGCCAUGGUUCCUGCUGCAAACGCCGUCAUACCACAAGCUGAGGUAGCUCGGGAAAAUAAUCCAGCUGGCCAGCGAGGUGCAAACAAUGAACCAAGCCCUGAGUCCGUGGCGGCUAGGUUGAUUGAGCAACGUAGACGAGCCGAUGUUAAUUGGUUCAUGAUACAGGUUCGACGUGCAGAACAUGCUUUACUUCUGUUUCUUGCAAGUUUGGUACCGGGUGUUGGGGAACGUCAUAUUGCAGCCAGAGAAGCAGAGGCAGCUGAGCGACAACGACGUAUUGAUGCCGCUGUUGCAGCUGCCGAAGAAGCUCAUAGGCAAGCAGAUGCUCCGCAAGAAACACCUACGGAUAAUGCACCAGCUGCUAACGAUGGGGUUGCUCCUGGUCCAAACGAGCCUCCAGUUGAACCUGAACCGCUCAUUCAAGUCUGAUUUCAUAGGAUUGAGGUUUUUGAUGAAUUAGUGAUUGG